GCGUCGCCCGACCUGUCCCGCUCGCGGGGCGCAUGCGCAGCGGGUUGGGACCGCUUCCCUCCCUCCUGCGGUGCCUGAGGCGACCGCGUCAGGUAAAUUGGGUCGUCGUGCAGCUUUUUGGUACUCUUGGGGAGAAAGCAUAUAGCUUGUGGAUUCUCUCUGUCCUAGAGCACAUUUGCUGGGACCGCUUCAUCUCCAGCUUUUACUCCUAUUAAGACAGCAUUGGGUCUUCAUUCGCUUCCCAGAAUUCUGUCGUUAGGCUGUGUUUAGUAAAAUAUUUCUUACCACUGCCAUAUUUAACCCGAGGAAAGAUGACUCCAGGAGCAAGGAGAUCCAAUCUCACGUGAGAUGUUUCCAGCUCUAGUGCCAGGACCAAGUGGUCUUUGAGAACAACUUUAUUCUGGUUCUCCUUAUGGAUUACUCCAGUGAUGGGUGAGGAGGAAAAUCUGGGUGGGAUUUUCAAGUGUAGAUGUUGAGGCCAUUCAGCACAGAAGGAAACCAAGAGAAAGAAAGGAUAGAUAUGGAUCAAGAGCAGAAGAAAGGGCGCUGGCAUUCCCGUUGGAAUAAUCCAUUUCCAGUGAAAAAAAAUAGGCCGAGCCAGUCGGCUUCAGGAAAAGCUGUGGAUCGUGACCCAAGCGUUCAGAGCCAGUGCCUGCAGCCCUCUCAGCUGAACCUUUUAGCAAGCUUUGGCUUAUCCAGGGAAGACUUGGAGACUCUUAGUCACUACCCAGAUGAUCAGCUGACCCCUGAAAACAUGCCUUUACUGUUGCAGGCUAUCCACAAGUCCAAACUGGCUCCUAAGGUGCCUGUGGUACCUUCUAAUUGCCCCGAAAAAGAAACACCGCAAAACCUGCACCAAUGCAUCGAAGACGAAACCCUUUUGAGUGCUGAUGACUGUGGUGGUAUAGUGAAGAAAAAAGUGAUUGAUUAUGGUCAUAAAAGCAAGUAUGGUUAUAAUGAAGCUGUCCCAGUAGUAAAAGGUUCAUCUUUGGUGGUGAAUGAGAGCAAAGAAGGAUUUCAAACCCCGAAGGCUGCUUCUGGGCUUGUUGCUUCACCCUCCAGGGUAACUAGUAAUCCCAAGAGCCCCAGUAAAGAACUGCCAGGACAGCCAGGGUUUCAGACAAGUACGCCCAGUGCCCAGGCCAAGCCCCCUACGGAUGUUGCCCCAAAAGUGCCUCCAAAAGAACUUUGGGUACCUGCAAAUGUCCCAUCAGUGAUGCAACCAGGGGUGCUGCCUAAACCUAAGCCGGUACCCGCAAAGAUCCAACCCAUAAUGCAUCCAGUGGUGCUGCCUGUAUCUAAGCCUGAGAGGAUUCCUGUUUUGCCUGUCAAGAAGCGAGCUAUGGACCAGCGGCCGCCCCCUUUUGCUCCUAAAAUAAACAAGACUCUCAGUAGCCAUGACAGAUUUGAGCACGCGUCCGGGGCUGAUCCUCUGAGCCGUCCGUGCCAGGGUGCAGGUGACCAGAAUAAUUUUUGGGUCGAAGAACCUAUCCGAUCCCCUUUUGGUGUGGUGAAAGCCUCUUGGCUUCCCACUUUUUUGCAGAGGGAUGCGCCAGUGAUAAAACUGCCUACUGCCUCUGAGAUGGAUGAUUACUUUGCUGUGACUCCUAAAAUAUUUCCACACGUUUGCUCUCUGUGUAAUGACGAUUGUGCAGAUAAGAUGGGCUGGAUUCAGCAUCAGAAUACCGCUGCCCACAUGGUGAACUGUCGCUGGCUUGUCCGGAACCAUCCAGGGUGGACUCCUGACCCCUCCUGUUUAUCCAACAGACAUGAAGACCACAAACAGGAGAGGAAUCAAUCAAGGCAAUGUUCAGCUAGUCCAAGCCCAAAGCGUUCAAGACACUCUGACCAUUCCGGGCAUCGAACACCGUCGCAGUCAGAGAGCCAUGACUCUCACAGGACGAGUCGAGCAAGAAGUCGAACACCGUCGCAGUCGAGGAGCCAUGAUUCUCACAGGACGAGUCGAGCAAGAAGUCGAACACCGUCGCAGUCGAGGAGCCAGGACUCUCACAGGACGAGUCGAGCAAGAAGUCGAACACCGUUGCAGUCGAGGAGCCAGGACUCUCACAGGAGGAGUCGAGCAAGAAGUCGAACACCGUUGCAGUCGAGGAGCCAGGACUCUCACAGGACGAGUCGAGCAAGAAGUCGAACACCGUUGCAGUCGAGGAGCCAGGACUCUCACAGGAUGAGUCGAGCAAGAAGUCGAACACCGUUGCAGUCGAGGAGCCAGGACUCUCACAGGAUGAGUCGAGCAAGAAGUCGAACACCGUUGCAGUCGAGGAACCGUGACUCUCACAGGAUGAGUCAAGCAAGAAGUCGAACACGGUCACGGUCGAGGAACCGUGACUCUCACAGGAUGAGUCGAGCAAGAAGUCGAACACGGUCACGGUCGAGGAGCCGUGACUAUCACAGGACAAGUCGGGCAAGAAGUCGAAGUCCAAAGCGCCUUUCUAGUCCAAGACACAGGUCAAAGUCUCCAAGGCAAUCUCAGAAUUCUAGGGGGCGGAGUUCUUUCAGCAAGGAGAGAGGAUCAGGAAGUUCAUCUAAGUCUUCAGAGGGACAACAUGCCAUGGCACCUAGUUCCAGAAGAAAGCAUGAUGAACGGAAGCAGACUGAUAGUCGUUCAGACUGUCGGGAAAGAAGACGUGAAGAUUCUGAGCGGACAAGGGAGGAUGCAUCAUGCCAGAAGCAGUCUGUGGAUAAGACAGGAAGCAAAAAGGAGACGCACAAGAAGCUGGUGCCAGAAGGACAGUCACAUGAAGAGCCGGAACGCUUGGCAUUGGCUUCUCUCACAGAAAAAAGUGUCCUUCAGGCCAUGGCACAGCUUCAGGCUCAAGGAACAGCAGAGGGAAGUCUCAACCAAGGAGGGAACUCUGCAGAGCUUGCUGCUGGAGUGACAGACACCUCUACAGUAUCCUCUGACCUUGUCUCCAUGAUCCAGAGGGUUGCAACACAGGUAAUUACAGCUGUCUUAGAUUCCAAAGAAGCAUCAGCUACACGAGCCAGAACAAGGACAAGAGCUCCAGACCCCCAGAAAGUUAGUUCUGCUACCAGGAAGGCCAAGAGUCAAAGUGUGGCCCCUCGGGAAGGCACUGUGAGGAGCCAUGAAGCUAAGGGUAAAAGCCUGAAGAGACCAUGUCCCAAGAAAGGCACCUCUUUGAGCGGUAAGGCCAAGAACAAACGAGAGGCAGGUCUGUGCCCCAAGGCAGACAAGGCCAAGAACAAGCCCAAGGCAGGUCCAUGCCAUAGGGAAAGGACCUCUUUGUGCAGCAAGGCAAAGAAUGCAGUGAAUCCAGGCGUCUCUCUGGGCACUGCUGCAAAAGGUAAGAAAGAGAAUAAAUGUGUGGCAGGUCAGCGGUCCAAGCAAGCUGUUGCAUCGCGAGACAAGGCAGAAAAGGAAAGUGGGAUAGGUUUUGCCCCCCACCAAAGCACUACUGAAAGAGACAAGGUAGAGAACCAAGGUGUGGUGACUGCAUGCCCCCAACAAGGAGCUCCCAAGAGCAGCAAAUCAGACAACCAAGGUGUGGUCAUUGUGUGUCCUCAGCAAGGUGUUCCUGUGAGCUGCACAUCAAAGAACCAAGGUGUGACAGGUGCAUGCCCCCAGCAAGGCUCCACUGUAAGCAGCACAUCAAAGAAUCAAGAUGUGGUGGAUGUAUGCCCCCAACAAGGUGCUCUUGAUAGCAGCAUUUCAAAAACCCAAGGUGUGGCAGGUGUGUUCCCUCAGCAAGGUGCUCCUAAGAGCAGCAUGUCAAAGAACCAAGGUGUGGCAGUUGUGUCCCCCCUGCAAGGUGCUUCUGUGAGCUGCAUGUCAAAGAACCAAGGCGUGGUAGGUGCAACCCCUCAGCGAGACGUUCCUGAGAGCAGCACAUUGAAGAACUGUGGCAUGGUGGGUGUGUGCCCCCAGCAAGGUCCUCCUGAGAGCUGCACAUCAAAGAAAGAAAGUGUUGCGGGUGUGUGCCCCCAGCAAGGUGCUCCUGUGAGCUGUACAUCAAAGAACCAAGGUGUGGUCAUUGUGUGUCCUCAGCAAGGUGUUCCUGUGAGCUGCACGUCAAAGAACCAAGGUGUGGCGGAUGCAUGCCCCCAGCAAGGCGCUCCUGAGAGCAGCACAUCAAAGAGUCAAGAGGUGGUGGGUGUGUGCCCCCAACAAGGCACUCCUGAGAGCAGCCUGUCAAAGAACCAAGGUGUGGCUGGUGCAGGCCCCAAUCAAAGCACUCCUGCAGAUAGCAAGUCAGAGAAUCAAGGCAUGGCAAGUCACUGCCUCAACAAAGACACUGCAAGAAAUGGCCAGGCGGAGUGCCUACAUGUGGCAGGUUGUAGUCCAGACAGAGGCACUGCUGGAAGUGGUGCAACAGAGAACGAAUCCCCGGAGGUUCCCAGCUCUCAGCAACAGAUCAGUCUGAACAGCCAAGAUACCGAGAUGAAGCUGGUCCCUGGAAACAUUUGUCCUCGUUCAGGAAACGUCAAACUCAUAGCCAAGCCUCGAGUGUGGAUCUGUGGGGAUUCUCUGGUCGUCUCAGCCCAGAAGCGGGCAUCCAAGACACCAAUAGGCUCAAAGCUGGGCCUGGAGAAGAGCAUCAUUCUGGAGUGGCAAAAGGAGGACAGCCUGAAGUGGAUCCAGCUGAAGCCUUUCCUGCAGAAUGUCAUAAAUUGCCAUCAGGUCCCAGAUGUGUUGAUCAUACAUUUGGGGGAGGAGGAGUUAGCACAUGUCGUGAAGUAUGACUUACUCUCUCGAGUGAAAGGAGAGUUCACCUUGCUUGCAAAACUUGCCCCCCAACUCAGAGUGAUUUGGUCGGAGAUCAUCCCACCGGGCGUUUGGCACAAAGAAUACCAACGUUUGAAACUGACACAGUUUAAUUUUGAGAUGGGUCAGCUUAUUCUGCAGCAUGGGGGUGCCGUGAUUAAACACCCUCAAUUUUCACCUAAAAACCCCAAGUUGUAUGUUGAUAAAGUACAGUUGUCUGGUGCUGGCCUUGACAUAUUUUUGAACGAUAUAAAGAACGGGAUCAGUGCUCAUGUGCUCCAGCCUAGUACGGCAUCUGAUGCUCUCACUAGCCUUGACUUGGUGAGUCAGAAGGUUGCCACACAGAUGAGUGAAGUGGUCUUGUCUUCCAAGGGAGCAUCAAGUUUGCAAACAAACCCUAGCGAGGCUGCUGUGAGAACCCAGCCUGUGAGAAAUGAGGCACAAAACUCUGGUGUGGCCAGUCCAAGUUCCCAGCCUGGAACGUCUGGGAUCUGUAAGGCCGAGAAGCGAAUUGUGAAGCAGGGGCUAGUAGUUGGAAGCAUUCCUUUUUUCUCAGGAAAUGUCAGACUCAUAGUGAAGCCUCGAGUGUGGAUCUGUGGGGAUUCUCUGGUCGUCUCAGCCCAGAAGCGGGCGUCCGGGACAGCAAUAGGCUCCCAGCUGGGCCUGGAGGAGAGCGCCACCCUGGAGUGGCACGGGCAGGACAAUCUGAAGUGGAUCCAGCUCCUUCCUUUCUUGCAGGAUCUAGUAACUGGCUGUCAAGCCCCAAAUCUGGUGAUCGUACAUUUGGGGGAGGAGGAUUUAGCACAGGCCGCAAAGGUUGACUUGGUCAAUCGAGUGAGAGCAGAGUUCACCUUGCUUCCAAAACUUUUCCCCAGAGCCAAAGUGAUUUGGUCUGAGAUCAUCCCUCAGGGUUUCUGUUAUGCACAAGAUGCAUAUUGGGCACGGAAAAGAUUGAACCUUGCAUUGGGCCUGCCUUUGGAAAGCUAUGGUGGGGCCGUGCUCAAACACCCUGGAAUUUCGUCUGAAAACUCUACGUUGUAUAUUGAUCAAGCAAAUCUGUCUGAUGCCGGCCUUGAUGUAUUUUUGGAGGAUAUAAAAAAUGGGAUUUGUGCUCACCUGCUCCAGUCUAGUAAGGCAGAAAGUGGUGGACUCAACAAACCCACGAGCUUACCUCCACCUGCGACUCCAGGUACUCCCGCUGGCCUCAGCUCUGUGAGUCAGAAAGUUGCCACCCAGGCCCGUGAAGUGGUCUCAUCUUCCAAGGAAGCAUCAAGUAUGCAGACAAACAGCAGAGAGGCUACUGUGAGCUCCCAGCCUGUGGGGAAUACGGCAAAAAACUCUGGUGUGGCCAGUCCAAGUCCCCAGCCAGGAACAUUUGGAGCCUGCAAGGAAGAGAAGCAAGAUUUGGAACUGAGCCUGAUCGGUGGGAAUGUUCUUGCUCCUUGCUCAGUGACUCGUGAGCAAGGCACGAAGCCUCGAGUGUGGAUUUGUGGAGAAUCUCUGGCAGUCUCUGCUCAGAAAUUGGAUUUGGAAAAGAGGCAAAGAGGAGAACUCUGCUUUACCUUCACAGACAUGACUCGUGAGCAAGUCACGAAGCCUCGAGUGUGGAUUUGUGGAGACUCUCUGGUAGUCUCUGCUCAGAAAUUUGAUUUGGAAAAGAGGCAAAGAGGAGAACUAGAUCGGCUGCAACAGAGAGUUGUUGUGGAGUGGCACGGGCAGGAAGGCCUGACCUGGACUCAGCUGGUGCCCACCUUGCAGAAUCUGGCAGCUCAGGGUCAAGCCCCGGAUGUGCUGAUCAUUCAUCUGGGCCAGAAGGACUUGCUGAGUACUCCAUGGCUUGAGUUAAGCAGAAUAAUUAAAACGGAGGUGGCUUCGCUUAAAGAAGCCUUCCCUAAGGUCAGACUGAUCUGGUCAGAGAUGCUGCCGCAGCUAGUUUGCCCUGCAGAGGGAGAAGCUUGCGAAGCGGAGAAGGUGCUGAAGGAGGCAAAUUUGUUCGUGGGGGAAUUAAUCUCCAGCUUUGGGGGCGCAGUGAUCAAGCACCCUGAGACUUCAAACAGCUUCCCUGUGUUGAAAGCAAACGGAGAUGGUUUGUCUCACAUUGGCCUUAAAUUAUUUUUGGAAAAUAUAAAGAAUGGGAUUCGUGUGCAUGUGCUCCAGGAGAGCGGCACGACUCGUCCUGGUAUCAACAAAGUCUUGCCCUUGUUUUCGUUUGCCCCUCUACUGCCUCCUGCUGGCCUUGGCUCUGUGAGUCAGGAGGUGACAUUACAAGGGACUCAAGGAGUGUCAUUUUCAUCGGAAGUCUUACAGAUACUGAGCAACGUGGGCGAUGCUGCCAUGAGCACCCAGCCAGCUGUUCCUGUAUUCAGAAGGAGAAACGUGCAGACCUUUAAAUUUGAAAGCCCUCCUUUUUGCUCAAGAAGUGUCAGACCCAGCACUAAGCCUCGAGUGUGGAUCUGUGGAGAUUCUCUGGUCGUCUCAGCCCAGAAGCGGGCGUGCGGGACAGCAAUAGGCUCCCAGCUGGGCCUGGAGGAGAGCGUCAUUCUGGAGUGGCACGGGCAGGACGAUCUGAAGUGGAUCCAGCUCCUGCCUUUCGUGCAGACUUUAGUAACUGGCCAUCAGGCCCCGAAUGUGUUGAUUAUUCAUUUGGGGGAGGAAGAUUUAGCACAGGCCGUGAAGGAUAAUUUAGUGAACCGAGUGACAAGAGAGUUUUUCUUGCUGAAAACGCUUUUCCCCAAAGUCAGGGUGAUUUGGUCAGAGGUCAUCCCAGAGGGCUUCUGGCCUGGAGAAGAGGGAUGUUUGGAACGGGAAACAUUGAACUGUAUAAUGAGGAAGUUCAUUGAAAGCCAUGAGGGUGCUGUGAUUAAACACUGUCGGCUUUCAUCUGAAGACUCUAAGUUGUAUAUUGAUAAAGCAAAGUUGUCUAAUGCUGGCAUUGACGUAUUUUUGGAGGAUAUAAAGAACGGGAUUUGCGCUCAUGUGUCGGCAGCUCGUGUUCCCACUGGCCUUGACUUUCUCAGUCAGAAGGUUGCAACACAGACAGGUGAAGGAGCCUCGUCUCCCGAGGAAGCAUCAGUCAUGCAAAAAGACACCAGAGAGGUUACUGUGAGCCCCCAGACUGUGAGCAGCGAAAACUCUGGUGAGGCCAGUCCAAGCACCCAGCCAGAACAGUCUGGAACCUGCAAGACUGAGAAACAAGAUGUGAAGCAGGAGCUAGUAGUUAAAAGCGUUCCUCCUUGCCCAGGAUCUCCUGGGCCGCCGCACUCAAAGCCUCGCAUCUGGAUAGUUGGGCAUGCUGCUGUAUUCUUAGCCCAAGAACGAGCAGUCACCAGCGGCAUCGGCUCCCAGCUGGGCCUGGAGGAGAAAGUUGUCCUGGAGUGGCACGGAUACAAUGGCUUGUCGUGGGUUGAGCUCAUUCCCUUGUUACAAGAUCUGGCCAUUUAUUAUCAGCCCCCAGAUGUGUUGAUCAUCCAUCUCGGAGAGAACGACUUAUUGUACACCCUGUCUGUAGACUUUCUGAUCAGGAGAAUAAAAGAAGAACUGCACCUGGUCAGGCAACUUUUCCCCAGGGCCAAAGUGAUGUGGUCGGACAUGAUGCGAUGGGGAAGUGACCUGGACAAGCCGAACGCCGUGAACAUCUCUGUGGGCGAGUCUGUCAAGCACUUUGGGGGUGCUGUGAUUGGACACCCUAGAAUUUCAUCUGAAGAGCGGUAUUUUGACAAAGAAAACCUGCGUAAUGUUGGCCUUGACAUAUUUUUGGAAGAUAUCAAGGCUGGGAUCUGUGCUCAUGUGCUCCAGUCUAGGGGGGCAGCAAGCGGCAGACUCGGCAAAGGCACGAGGUUACCUGCAUCUGCCUCUCCCGCAGCUCCUGUUGCCCGUGGCUCCGUGAGUCAGAUAUCUGCAAUACAGGUGGAGGAAGCAUCCAGUGUGCAGACAGACGUUGGGGAGCCUGCUGUUAGCUGUGAGGCAGAACAGUCCAGUGUGGCUAGUCCAAGCCUCCAGCAAGGAACGUCUGAGAACCAGGACGUGGAAGAGAAGCUGGUGCCUGGAGACAUUCCUCCUCGCCCAGGGGGGGCUGCUGUGAGCCCCCAGCCUGUGAGUAUCAAGGCAGAAAUCUCUGGUGAGGCCUGUCCAAGUCCACAGCCAGGGACGUCUGGAACCAUCAAGGUCGAGAAGCAAGAUGAGGAGCUGAAGCUGGUCAGUGGAAGUGCUCUUGAUCCUUGCUCAGGGGGGGCUGCUGUGAGCCCCCAGCCCGUGAGCAUCAAGGCAGAAAUCUCCGGUGAGGCCGGCCCAAGUCCCCCGCCAGAGACAUCCAGAACCUGCAAGACAGAGAAGCAAGAUGAGGAGCUGGUCAGUGAAAGCACUCUUGAUCCUUGCUCAGGGGGGUCUGCUGUGAGCCCCCAGCCCGUGAGCAUUAAGACAGAAAUCUCCGGUGAGGCCGGCCCAAGUCCCCAUCCAGAGACAUCCAGAACCUGCAAGGCCGAGAAGCAAGAAGUGAAGCUGGAGCCAGUCAAUGAAGAUGUUCUUGCUCCUUGCCCAGGAAAUCCCGAACCAGCCUCUAAGCGGCGAGUGUGGAUUUGUGGGCAGUCUGUGGUCACCUCUGCUGAGAAGCAGGCAUCCAGCACCGAAGCAGGCUCUCAGCUGGGCCUGGAUGAGAGCGCCAUUCUUGAGUGGCACGGGCAGGAAGGCCUGACCUGGACUCAGCUGGUGCCCACCUUGCAGAACCUGGCAGCUCAGGGUCAGGCCCCAGAUGUGCUGAUCAUUCAUCUGGGCGAGGAAGACACGGAGUGUCACCGUGCAGCUCAUUUAAAUGACAUCAUCAAAAAGGAACUGGUGCUCGUGAAGGAAUUUUUCCCGCUCGUCUGGAUACUGUGGUCCAACGUGCUGUUACGGAGGCGUGGGUGCGGCACGGGUGGCUCUCGCACAGUUAACCGGGCACGCACCAUGGUGAACCAAGAAAUGGGGCACUUCAUCGGCACUCUUGGGGGGGCAGUGAUCGAUCACCCUGCCAUUUUGCACACUGACCCUGAUUUUUAUACUGAUGGAGACAAUCUCUCUUCUUGUGGUCUGGACAUAUUUUUGGAGGACAUGAGACGUGCGAUUCUUGCCCAUUUGCAUUCUUGUUAGCACAAGAAAGGUAGGUGUAGCCAGAGUUAGUUCCAGUUCUCCACAUGUGGAAAUAUUUUUCCGGAAACACUUUCAUUUGGAGCACAGCGUUGUAUGUUGGAACAGGAUAUCUCCCAGCUGAGGGAAGGGCUUUCUUGCCGCCAGUGUAAGGUUUGCAGGGUCCAGUUUGUUGAGCCAGAGUACAGGAUAUAGGCCUCCCUUUUGACUGAGGGUCAUGAAGGGGCAGCGCAGAAGAAUGCUUUGCAGGCCGCCUCAGCAUUAUGCCCCCUCCUCCCCUCCCCCAAUCUCCACCAAAUCUAAUAAAUCCGUGAUCAUCACAGACUUACCUUGCGUCAUAAAUGAUUUUUUUAAAGUGGUCUGCCAAUAAAAAUGCUGCACAAAAUACUAGAAUGCCCUGUCCCAACUCGUGCAGCAAGUCUCACUCAGAAAGGAGAAGUGGGGACUUGAGAGGAAACCCAGAGGCUCAUAAUCACCUGCCAGUUGAAGUCCAGAGUGGGGAUUCUUCGGGGGAAACCCCUAACCAGCUGGGCAGCCAGUAAUCCCAAAUCAGACCUUGGAACUGUGCAAUGGAGGACAGUUUGGCAGUCAGCCUGGACACUGCUUGUGGGGGUGGGGGCAGAGGCAGAGACCAAGUCAGCGGGCCCAGCUCCCCAGUUCCCACAAAACCAGAGCUAUCCAUCCUCCCAGCGUUUUGUACCACUGAUGUCUUAAGGCUCCGCCCUGGGAUAUUGAAGCCCCUCCCUCUUGGUGCUGCUCUGUGUGGCCAGGCAUCUUUCCAUUCUCCUCCGCAGAUACUUUGCUGCCACCCUUCUUGGACUGGCAGAACUCACACAGAGGUGUCUGUUUUCCUAAGGCAAACAGCUCGUCAUCCAUGACGCCUCCCGCGCAUAACUGAGAUGUUGGUGUGAAGAGGUUUUACGCGAGCUCCAUUUUGACAUUUCACCCCUAAAUCCAGAGGAUGACCUGUGGAAAGAUGAUGUGCUCAGCUUUCACAAGGUCUACAACUUCCCCAGGUGAUUUGGGUGAAGGGAAAUCGCAGAGUGGGGUGUCAUCAGAAUAAUGAGAGCAGCCUCCUCCAAACCCCCAGGGGCACACUAGCCUUUACUCUCACUGGGACAAUUCCUUGUGGAUUGUUGCGGGUUUUUUGGGUUGUAUGGUCGUGUUCCAGUAGUAUUUUCUCCUGACUUUUCGUCUGCAACCGCAAAGCCAGCCACAAAUGCAGGCGAAACAUCUGAAGAAAAUACUACUGGAACACGGCCAUACAACCUGAAAAACACCAGCAUCUUGGUGAUUCCGGCCGUGAAAGACUUCGACAGCACAAUUCCUGGGGGGCCUCUGCCCUGAGGGCCGGUGGGAAGGUGGAAAGGGCCCCCAGUCAGGGCAGCCAGGAGAGGCAUCUCCAAAGAACCAGAAUGCAAAGAGAGGGAAAGGGAGGUAGCCUCAUCCUUGCUCCACUUCCCACUCUUUGGGCUGCUCUUAGGCCAGCUGGCUUGGACAGAAGCCCACCGUUUUUCAGGUGAUCCCAAAGCUGCUGCCUUUUCCUGGAGCGCAUGCAGUGCUUCGUACUGGAGCCCCAACCUCAUGCAAGCUUACCUGGAAAUAAAUGUCCUUCCUUCCUGGUGAAAGCACACCAACCACCAGAGCUGCCUGAGGGAGGGGGGAGCGGGAGCGUUCUUUCUUCCUGAGGGUGGGGCUGCAUUCAGAAGUGAAAACAAGCCAAUACCUUUGACACCCCACCCACCCCGAUUCAUCUCUGCUCCAAAGGGGGAUGGGAUCAUCUGUCAAGCCCUGGAUCUGUUACCAAGAAAGAGCUCAGUGAUUUCAGUCAGAAGCUUUUAUUGACAGGCAGCUGUUUGGCCAGAGAGAGAGAAAGUCAGCACUAAGUUUGGGCUUUCCAUAGAACCCAAUGUAUGCCUUAAUCUGCCUUUCCCUCUUCCCUCCUUCCCAAAUGCCCAAGCAGAGCGGGAACGCACUAGCCACGUACUGAUAAGAGAGCAGUCUACAUCACGAUAUGGUGCAGGCAUGGAGACAGCGGGAAAGUGAAUGAGAAAUGGGCACUGCUAAUGGGCACAAAAUCCAGAUCCCAGUUAAUGUCGGGCCCCGGACAGUGGUGCGAUGGCUUUAAAAAGCAAAGUUUCCUUUUUCUUGCCAACUGAAGACCCUGUGGCAGCAGCAAACUUGGUGGUUAUUCUGUGGAUGCUGGGAUAAGGGAUUUCUGAGGUUUAGUUAAAAGGGUUUUUUUGUGUGAAAUAAAGGAGGCAUUUUAGGGGCCAAGUUGAAAAUAAGGUUGGAAGUCCUGUCUAAUUAAAACGAUCGGUUUCUUGUU
Molecule: messenger RNA, 12191 nt
Organism: Sphaerodactylus townsendi
Lineage: Eukaryota; Metazoa; Chordata; Lepidosauria; Squamata; Sphaerodactylidae
Exons: 16
Coding region: 470-9865 (3131 amino acids)
Source: RefSeq, a predicted model, not a curated record